Messenger RNA from Symbiodinium natans, 1065 nucleotides. NCBI's taxonomy places the organism in Eukaryota, Dinophyceae, Suessiales, Symbiodiniaceae. The record is from the annotation of a GenBank genome assembly.
AUGUUGAGCUUGCAGGCUGGCUUCAUCUACUUGAAUGAUACGCACAUCCUCGACAUCGAUGAGAACACAUGGACCGUUCCGCGGUGUCGGGGUACGGCGCCUCUUCCGCGCUACAGCCACUCGGCCGCCUUGGUCGGCAGCCGGGUGGUCUACUUCGGCGGCAAGGGGAAAGACUCCUGCUUCCGUGACUUGCACGCGUUAGACACCAGCAACUACACUUGGUUCCAGGGGCCGAGCUCGGGUGGUGCGCCCUCCGCGCGGCACGGUCACACAGCCAACCUCCAUGGGACGCGGCUCUUUGUCUUCGGCGGCACUUGUAGUGGGAAAUACUUCGGCGACCUGCACUGCCUGGAUCUGGCGAGCAUGGCUUGGAGCUGCCCUGCAACGCAGGGCCCCAAGCCCACGCCCCGUUGCGGGCAUGCAGCGCUGUUAGCUGGCGAGUCAUUGUUGAUACAUGGCGGUUUCUGCAUGGACUCCCCGGACAUUGCCACCAAGGACAACAGUGGUGACCUCCUCAAGAACGCGUACUGCAACGAUGUUCGCGUUCUGGAUUUGAGCCGCAUGCUUUGGUCGCGGCUACGCACGCACGGCUCACCUCCCACCGGGCGGUUCAGCCACACCGCGACCCUCAGCGAGGACGACGCUGUCAUCUUCGGAGGUUGGGGUGGCAACUCUGCGCCAGCACCUGGUGUGGCGUUCGCCCUGCGCGGCAAGGUGGCAGAGGACGAGGAGAAGGAGCCAUCCGCCUCCCAAGAGCAGACGUGCGAGUACUGCUGGACACUGCGAACAUCCGACAUGCAGUGGGUCGCGAAUCGCUACGUAGGCGCGCCACCGACCAAACGAUACGGGCACACGGCCACGGCCAUCGGUCCCCACCUGAUCAUCUUUGGGGGUUGGGAUGGUGGCAAGCCACUCAACGAUGUCGUAGUGCUCAGAGACCGAUCCGUCGCCGAGCGUGGUGAGGAUUUCUUCGAUGGAGAUUCCCCGGCACCAGGCGCAUCUGAAUAUGCGGAGGAGGAGUUUGAGCUAGAGACUGCGGAGGAUGGGGGAGGAUAUCCAGCCUGA